This is a messenger RNA of Pangasianodon hypophthalmus (striped catfish), 7399 nucleotides long. RefSeq names its product solute carrier family 22 member 23 (gene slc22a23a). Gene Ontology annotation, molecular function: transmembrane transporter activity. The record is from RefSeq and is a predicted model, not a curated record. Bases 518 to 3040 code for a protein of 840 amino acids. Lineage: Eukaryota; Metazoa; Chordata; Actinopteri; Siluriformes; Pangasiidae. The transcript has 11 exons. Gene Ontology annotation, biological process: transmembrane transport. Gene Ontology annotation, cellular component: membrane.
CCUAUCGCUGUACCGAGCACAGAGGCGGAGACACAGACGGAGAGCGAGAGAGACGGAGAGAGAGACGGUAGAACCGACACCGGCACCGGAAUAAACACCGCACACACGUCACCACGCCGCGCGCACACCGCAGGAGGACUCACGCGCACACCGCAGGAUGACGGAGUGACGGACUGAGGGAUUAUGCUCGGUGCGGGAUCGGUGUGCUCGCGCUGCGCAGUUGGACAGGUGUGUUACCUGUGGCGGGCUUCCCGCUUUCUCCUUCCGGCUCCGGCUGCGAUAAGAGCCCCGCCACGCGAGCGCCGCUUUAUUCCGGGUUAAAGGUGCGGCUCGGGUUUGGACAGCAGCAGCAGCAGGAGGAGGAGGAGGAGGAGGACGGGACAUACCGCCUCCGUUAACACCGACAGCACAGGCGCGAGACAAUCGGGCCUGUGUUAGUGACAUAAACACCCUUUAUUAUCGUGCCUCUGACGCAGCGCGGAACCGGACACAGCCGGAACCAGACCGGACCGCGGCCAUGGCGGUGUCACAGCCGGACCCCGAGGACCAUCAUCAUCCUCCCCCUCCUCCUCCUCCUCCUCCUCAUCCUCCACCGGAGAACGGCUUCGUGACACCGGAAGCGCCGUCUCCGGGGCUGAUGCUGUCGCGCGUGGACGGCUGCGUCCUGCCUUUCCUGGGCGGGUUCGGUCGGUACCAGAAGCAGCUCGUGGUGCUCACGUGGAUUCCGGCUCUGUUCAUCGGCUUCAGCCAGUUCUCUGACAACUUUCUGCUCGCGCAACCGAACAGCACGUGCCUGCGGACCAUCAACGGCACCAUCGCGACCGAGCACGAGACCACCACCGCCAUCAGCACCGCCAUGACCUCCUCCAUCAGCACCGCCAUGACCUCCUCCAUCACCACCGCCAUGACCUCCUCCGCUCCGUUCUUCCCUCACGCCAAGAAUAACGGGAGCGCGCGAGCCUCAGAGCAUUGCGCGUGCGAGAAUGAAACAUGGACGUAUGAGCUGCUGUCAGGACUCACACAGAAUGUGGUGACCAAGUGGAAUCUGGUGUGUGAUUCUGCGUGGAAGGUGCACAUCGCUAAGUUCUCCCUGCUGGUUGGUUCCAUAUUCGGAUACCUGGUUCUCGGAGUGCUGGCUGAUUGGUUUGGGCGUCACGCGGUGUUGGUGGUGUCGGUGUUCUUCACACUCGUGUUUGGCAUGUCUGUGGCCUUUUCCAUUAAUGUCACCAUGUUCAGCACACUCCGCUUCUUUGAGGGCUUCUGGCUUGCUGGGAUCACACUCUCCCUCUACGUCCUGAGAAUCGAGCUGUGUCUGCCUGGCUGGCGUUUCUCCAUGACGAUGGUUGCUAACUUUGUGAUGUUAGCAGGGCAGUUGUUAAUGCCAGGGCUUGCUGCCGUGUGCUCUGAUUGGAAGAUCCUGCAAGCCGUCAUCAUCUGCCCCCUGUUGCUAAUGCUGUCAUACAUAUGGUUAUUUCCAGAGUCUCUGCGCUGGUUGUUAGCGACGCAGCAGUACACUCGCGCCAAAUGGCUUAUCGAGCGCAUUGCUAAGAAGAACAACACAAACGUGGACACGCAUGAGCUUAUCACAGAGCUGAACAGGGUUUUGGAGAAGCCACCGAAGAAGACAUGUAUAGUGAAGAUGGUGGGCACGAGGAACCUGUGGAAGAACAUUGUGGUCCUGUGUGUCAACUCGUUAACUGGUUAUGGGAUCCAUCACUGUUUUGCACGCAGUAUGAUGGAUCAGGAUAGCGAUCGCGUCACCAUGUUCCAUAACUUCUAUGCUGAUUAUUAUACGAUGGCGGGAAUCGCUGUGGCAACGGGGCUUGCGCUGUGUCCAGCAGUGGGAAUUAUGGGUCGUCGGGGGGGUUUACUAAUGUUCAUGAUCAUCACUGCACUGGCAUCGCUGCUGCAGCUCGGCCUGCUCAACUUGAUUGGAAAAUAUAGCGUCCAGCUUAAGAUCGAGUCAGAAACUCUCACGUCAGACUUCCACGUGGCGUUCUCCAUCAUCGGCAUGUUCUCCUCGCAGGCUGUCAGUAAUCUGAGCAUCUUUUUCUGUGCAGAGAUCACCCCCACUGUGAUCAGGGGAGGAGGUCUGGGUUUGGUGUUAGCGAGCGCCGGGUUUGGGAUGCUAACGGCGCCCAUCAUGGAGCUGCACAAUCAGAAAGGCUACUUCCUGCACCAUGUGAUCUUCGCCUGCUGCACGCUCAUCUGCAUCAUCUGCAUCCUGCUGCUCCCCGAGUCACGCCACCAGCCCCUCCCUGAGUCUCUGUCCGAGGGCGAGGGCUACACCCGCCACCCCCUGCUGCCCCCCCACAAAAAACCUGCUGAACAGCUUCACCUGCUGCCCGGCCCCCACGGCCGCAACUAUGCCAAUGACGAGCACGCCAACGACCGUGCUAAUGACUAUUCCAAUGUCAGAGGCACGCCUCUGCGAGAGGUCGCUGUCUCUACUGUUGAGUCCACUGCCUCAUCCACCAUUGCCACUGAUGAUGACCCUGGCGAGGACCCUGGUGACGAACUUAAUGCUGUGAGACUUAGCGUCCUCAGGCAUCUCGACAACUCAAUACCUCCAGCAACAGAUUCACUUCCUGAUCUCAUUGUCAAUGCCCCACCCCCUGAUGCCUCAGAAACCCCACCCACUCUUCAAAGUAGCCCCUCCCCAGUCACCCUAGACUGUGAAACCCCGCCCAUAAUGGACGAAGUUGUCACCAAGUCUCCAGUAGGUGCAUCUGUGAACCUUCCUGAACUCGUAGCCCCACCCAUUACAAAUGUAACUCCACCCGCACUUUCAUUCUGCCCCCCUCCAUCCUCUUCCUCUCCUAUAGACUCUGAUCCUUUGCUGUCCCCACCCCCUCAGUCAGGCUCCACCCCUUCAGAGCCUCCUUCACCAGCCAUUUUAGAUGAAACUGUGAAACGGUCAUUACCUCUGACUGUGACACAUCCAGUUCCCCCCUUUAAAGUGGACUCAACCAUGUCCUCUCCCAUAGACUCAGCUGUGGACUGUACCAUCAGCACCACUAAUGGGGGAGCGUCAUCCUGAUGGGCGUCAACAUGGUGGGAAUGUUUCUCAAAUCUUUUGCCUUUGGCUGCUUCUCUCAAGCUGCUGCAAAGGGAUUUACUGACAUAAACAAAAGGGAGGAGCUUGACACCACAUGGGAGCUUUAAAGGGUCCUGACUGGAAGAAAAAGGUGUCAGUCACCAUGGAUAACACUGGAAUCACUGCUGCUGAGUAACCGUGAAAUGACAAACUCUGAGUAGUGAAACUUUAACAUUUUACUGACUAAUUAAGAGAAAUGGCAGAUGUGGUACCGGCCACAACCCAAUUCACUGGAAACUAGUUUUAGUGUUCUUUUUAUUAGUGUGCUUUGUAAAACAAAAAGUGCUAAAUGAGACAUGCCCAAAAGGGAAUCUUUACUUUAGCCAAAACAGCCGCUAAACAGUGUGUGUGUGUGUGUGUGUGUGCAUGUGUAGUGCCAAGCCUGAAAGUCUCAAAACCAUCAAACCUGAUUUUAGAUCCUAUCCACUAAACCCUAAAUCACUAAACCCUCAAAGAGUGAAACACUGAGCUCUAAUCACUAAACCCUCAGAGAGUGAAACACUGAGCCCUAAUAACUAAACCCUCAGAGAGUGAAACACUGAGCUCUAAUAACUAAACCCUCAGAGAGUGAAACACUGAGCCCUAAUCACUAAACCCUCAAAGAGUGAAACACUGAGCCCUAAUCACUAAACCCUCAGAGAGUGAAACACUGAGCUCUAAUAACUAAACCCUCAGGUUUCAAACACUGAGCCCUAAUCACUAAACCCUCAGAGAGUGAAACACUGAGCCCUAAUCACUAAACCCUCAGAGAGUGAAACACUGAGCCCUAAUCACUAAACCCUCAAAGAGUGAAACACUGAGCCCUAAUCACUAAACCCUCAGAGAGUGAAACACUGAGCUCUAAUAACUAAACCCUCAGGUUUCAAACACUGAGCCCUAAUCACUAAACCCUCAGAGAGUGAAACACUGAGCCCUAAUCACUAAACCCUCAAAGAGUGAAACACUGAGCCCUAAUCACUAAACCCUCAGAGAGUGAAACACUGAGCUCUAAUAACUAAACCCUCAGGUUUCAAACACUGAGCCCUAAUCACUAAACCCUCAAAGAGUGAAACACUGAGCCCUAAUCACUAAACCCUCAGAGAGUGAAACACUGAGCUCUAAUAACUAAACCCUCAGGUUUCAAACACUGAGCCCUAAUCACUAAACCCUCAGAGAGUGAAACACUGAGCCCUAAUCACUAAACCCUCAAAGAGUGAAACACUGAGCUCUAAUCACUAAACCCUCAGAGAGUGAAACACUGAGCCCUAAUCACUAAACCCUCAGAGAGUGAAACACUGAGCCCUAAUCACUAAACCCUCAGAGAGUGAAACACUGAGCUCUAAUAACUAAACCCUCAGGUUUCAAACACUGAGCCCUAAUCACUAAACCCUCAGAGAGUGAAACACUGAGCCCUAAUCACUAAACCCUCAGAGAGUGAAACACUGAGCUCUAAUAACUAAACCCUCAGGUUUCAAACACUGAGCCCUAAUCACUAAACCCUCAGAGAGUGAAACACUGAGCCCUAAUCACUAAACCCUCAGAGAGUGAAACACUGAGCUCUAAUCACUAAACCCUCAGGUUUCAAACACUGAGCCCUAAUCACUAAACCCUCAGAGAGUGAAACACUGAGCCCUAAUAACUAAACCCUCAGGUUUCAAACACUGAGCCCUAAUCACUAAACCCUCAGGUUUCAAACACUGAGCCCUAAUCACUAAACAUUAAACUCUAGUCCCACAUCUAUAACCUUUAAAAAACUCCUGGCCCUGUCCACUAAACCCUAAACCAGUGGCCCAUUAAAGUAUUUCACUGGACUGGUCCGAAUACUGAAACAGCUGAAAAACAGAUGAAAACAGUUUGUAGUUUCAGUGACUCUAGUUUUCUUAACAUGAUCCAGCGUGGCCUCUGUAGAUCACCUGUUUCAGUUCAUCCAAUCUCACGCAUGUGUAUAAAUUAUUUAGCUGAAGAAGCUGAUCAGACCUGAGAUGAGCUACAGAGAGAGACAGAGAGGUCAGAAACAGAAGAGUUUUAUUUCAUUUACUCUCUCCGGUCUGAUUAGUGAAGCCAUGACAUGACUUGUUAAAAAUGAAAACAGAAUGUUUAGAUGAACAAACAGAAACGUGUGUUUAUUCUCUUCAAUCUCCAGUGAGCAUGUGGUUUUUACUUUAAUACAGGACUCAGAUAUGAAGCUCACAGAGCAAAGACAGGUUGUGUGUAUUAACACUGGAAUGUACAGGUUACUCCCACGGCUCUGUGUGGCGCUUUUACCGCUUUAAUUCAUUCAUCUUCAGUAAUAACUUUAUCUGCUCAGAGUCACGCUCAUGUAAAACUAGUUUGUUGUAUUUUGCAGAAAGUUUUCUUAGAAAAUAUUGUGGGCGGGGACAAACAAACAUAAUAAGAGUGGGAGCGAGUUUGAGUGGAAUUUAAAAAAACAAUCACGCACACACACCUCUGUUUCAGAGCCCAUGGCGUGAGUUUAAAGUGUUAACAUGAAGCAACAAUGAGAAACAAAUUCAAAUUGUCUUAUUUAUAGCCAUUAACUAAUCAGUGAUGGUUCAGCGUUAAAAGGUCACUGUUGUUGUCAGUUGUGACAAAGUUCCUGAUCUGGAUCUUUAUAAAGGAGGAAUUUUAUGUAACUGGACCUGCACACAUUUUAGUUAAUUAGCACUGGACUAAACUCUUAACUCCUGGCUCUGACCACUAAACCCUAACGGUACUCCCCUUCUGAGGGAGGAGGGGCACCUUAGUGAAACAGGACAAAGCCUUGCUGUUUAGGCGACCUCUUCAGUCAAUGAGCUUUACAGCUGCACACACUACUGAUGAAGGGAUAGUGAAUACUGGAGUAACCCCUAACCCCUAACCACUUUGUUCAAAAGGAAGGGAUGGUGUAAUAAAACACUAUGAGACUCCUAAUGCAGGUCAAAGGUCAAACCCUGGGGAGUUUGUGUGUGUAUGUUUGUGUGUGGGUGUGUUGCUUCAGGAUGUUUCUGUCCAUGUCGCACUUUAUCACCAUGGCAACAGGGCAUGUAAACAUGUGGAAGAAGCUAAAAUGAACUGAUGUAAACCGUGUGAUGAUGUAAGACAAGUGUGUCGUGGCUUUUGAUGGAUUUUUUUAAUAAGAAUGUGUAAAUAUAAACACACACUGAGGGGGCGUGGCUACUGAGGAAGCAAUAACGUAUUUAUUUACUGACAUUUUACCACCAUGUGAAAUGUUUAUUUUAUCUUUUAUAACAAUGAACAUAGGGACAUGGAUGGAAUUCACCUCACAAAUAUUAUAAAUACUAAGAUUAAUAUGUAUAGUAAUUAACGUAUUUUUCCAGACUAUAAGGUUUUUAUAUGAAGUUGAGUCACAUAAAAUUUUAACUCUGAUUUAACUUUAAUUAGCUUGAACUAUCUUGCUAGCAAUCUUGGCUAAUUAUUUUAAGAACACAAUUAAAUAGUUUACCCAAUAAUUGCUAGCAUGGUACCAAACUUUAAUAUUAAUCUAGCUAGUAUUUUAUGAGAAACUCAAAUAAGUUUUAAAAGUUGGUGGUGAUGUCACAAGGUCCAGUCUGUGAUUGGCUGAUUAGAUUUGACGUAAGCUCUUUUUAACCCAGAAAUGCCAUUUAUUCAGAUAUUCAUUUUUAUUCCGCACUGUCUCACCAAUUUGGUCACCUGCCAAUUUCCACCCACCAGCUAGCUCUUCUCUAUCACAUGAAAGCUACCAGCCAGGGAGGGUGAAGGAUAACACAUGCUUCCUCUGAGACACGUGCAGCCUUUUCAAACUGCUGCUCAUGCUGCAUCAAGCAUAACACACUCAGAGGGAAAUGCUUUCUGCCCUCUUCCACAUUCAUGAGCUCACAGAUGCCCACGAUUGGCUUGUGUUGUUGUGAUUGACAGAGGAGAGAGCGUAUGCCCCUCCUACCAAGACAGAAUGGACAAUUUUGCUUCUGGCCACAGAUGGCUAUGGCAUCGUCAAGAUUCAAACUUGCAAUAUUGAUGUUCUUUUUCUUUUCUUUUUUUCUUUUACAAAGACACUUAUAGUCAGGAAAAAUACGCUAAUUUGGAAUUAUUUUUUAUUUUUUGCAUCACAUCAAAGAACAGGAAAUGGAAAAAAACUGAUUUUUAAUAUGGUUUGAGUUGCUAAAAAUACCCUGAGUAUUGUUUUAGCAGCAGGGAAAUGAAGUAUUGAAAAUAUAUGAUUAGCCAAUGUUUUUAGCCAAACUCACACGUGGUGUUUUUUUCCCCCUCAGUGCCAUGAGGACAGUGUUCAUACGUGUUCACAUGUCAGACAUAAUGUCAUUAAUAAAGAGCAAAAUCAUGUGAAAAAAAACACAGCAAACCUAU